GUUUCUCCAUGGAGGGCCCGGCCCAGGCCCAUAUCAAGUGCUGAUUUUGUUUCCUGGCUCAUUUUGGGGUCCCUUUUCCCAGGUUUCUCAGUGGAGGGCCCGUCCCAGGCGCGGAUCGAGUGCUCGGACGGGGGUGACGGCUCGUGCUCGGUGCGUUACUGGCCCACCGAGCCGGGGCCCUACGCGGUGCACGUGCUGUGCGACGGAGAGGACAUCCGGGGCAGCCCCUUCAUGGCAGACAUCCGACCCCCACCCCCUGACUCCUUCCCGGAGAAGGUGAAGGCCCACGGGCCGGGGCUGGCAGUCGGGGUCUCUGUGAACAAACCCACCGAGUUCACGGUGGACGCCAAGAACGGGGAAGGGACCCUCAAAGUGCAGAUGCAGGACUCGGAGGGGAACCCUGUGGAUGUGUCGGUGAAGGACAACGGGAACGGGACCUUCAGCUGCUCCUACACCCCAAAAAAACCCAUCAAACACACGGCCAUGGUGUCCUGGGGGGGGGUCAACAUCCCCCAGAGCCCCUUCAGGGUGGGGGUGGGGGCCGGCAGCCACCCCCACAAGGUGAAGGUUUACGGGCCCGGCGUGGCCAAGACGGGGCUCAAGGCCCACGAGCCCACCUAUUUCACCGUGGACUGCAGCGAGGCCGGGCAGGGGGACGUGAGCAUCGGGAUCAAAUGCGCCCCGGGCGUGGUGGGCCCGGCCGAGGCCGACAUCGACUUCGACAUCGUCCGCAACGACAACGACACCUUCACCGUCAAAUACACGCCCAGCGGGCCCGGGGCCUACACCAUCAUGGUGCUGUUUGCUGACCAGGCCCCCACCAGCCCCAUCCGGGUGAAGGUGGACCCCUCCCACGACGCCAGCAAGGUCAAGGCCGAGGGUCCCGGGCUGAGCCGCUCCGGUGUGGAGCUGGGGAAACCCACCCACUUCACGGUGAACGCCAAGGCGGGGGGCAGAGCCCCCCUGGACGUGCAGGUGACGGGGCCCGCCAAGGGAGAGGCCGUCAAGGACCUGGAGGUGAAGGACAACCUGGACGGGACCCACACGGUCACCUACACCCCCAUCCAGCAGGGUAAUGGGGUCUCGGUGACCUACGGGGGGACCCCAUCCCGAAAAGCCCCUUCAGCGUGGGGUGACCCCAGCCUGGACCUGGGCAAGAUCAAGAUCUCCGGCCUGGACGACAAGCUGGAGGUGGGCAAGGACCAGGAGUUCACGGUGAAGUCCAAGGGCGCGGGGGGCCAGGGCAAGGUGGGCGCGCGGAUCACGGGCCCCUCGAGGAAGGGGGUGCCCUGCACGGUGGAGCCGGGGCUGAACCCCGAGAACAGCCUGGUGCGCUUCAUCCCCCGCGAGGAGGGGCCCUACAGCGUCGAGGUCACCUACGACGGCGUCCCCGUGCCCGGCAGCCCCUUCCCCGUCGAGGCCGUGCCCCCCACUGACCCCUCCAAGGUCCGCGCCUUCGGGCCGGGUCUGCAGGGGGGCCUGGCGGGGGUGCCGGCGCCCUUCACCAUCGACACCAAGGGCGCGGGCACGGGGGGCCUGGGGCUGACGGUGGAGGGUCCCUGCGAGGCCAAGAUCGAGUGCCUGGACAACGGCGACGGCACCUGCUCCGUGUCCUACCUGCCCACCGAGCCCGGCGACUACAACAUCAACAUCCUGUUCGCCGGCGCCCACGUGCCGGGCUCGCCCUUCCGGGCCCCGGUGCGGCCCCAGUUCGACCCCUCCAAGGUGACCUGCGAGGGGCCGGGGCUGGAGGGGGCCACGGCCGGCCAGCCCGGCCGCUUCCGCGUGGACUGCAGCCGCGCCGGCACGGCCGAGCUCACCAUCGGCAUCGCCUCCGAGGCCGGCGCCCGCGCCGAGGUGCGCGUGGAGGACGACGGCGACGGCACCUACACCAUCGCCUACACGCCCCGCAGCCCCGGCGUGUACACCAUCACCGUGGAGUACGGCGGGCAGCCCGUGCCCCACUUCCCCAGCACCGUCCGCGUGGAGCCCGCGCGCGACACCGCCGGCGUCAGGGUGUUCGGGCCGGGUGUGGAGGGGAAGGGCGUGUUCCGCGAGGCCGUGACGGAGUUCGAGGUGGACGCGCGGGCGCUCAGCAAGGCCGGGGGGCCCCACGUGAAGACCCUCGUGUCCAACCCCUCCGGAAACGUCACCGAGACCUUCGUGGAGGACCGAGGGGACGGCACCUACCACGUGGAGUACACGCCCUACGAGGAGGGCCUGCACACGGUGGAGGUGACGUACGAUGGGACCCCCGUGCCCCUGAGCCCCUUCCGUGUCCCCGUCACCGAGGGCUGCGACCCCACCCGCGUGAGGGUCCACGGGCCCGGCAUCCAGAGCGGCACCACCAACCAGCCCAACAAGUUCACCGUGGAGACACGGGGUGCCGACGGGGGUCUGGGGCUGGCAGUGGAGGGACCCUCGGAGGCCAAGAUGUCCUGCACGGACAACAAGGACGGCAGCUGUUCCGUGGAGUACAUCCCAUAUGAGCCCGGAACCUACAGCCUCAACGUCACCUACGGCGGCCACCAGGUCCCAGGGAGCCCGUUCCAGGUGCCGGUGUCGUGCCCCGUGGACGCGUCCCGCGUGACGUGCUCGGGGCCGGGGCUCACCCCGGGCUCCGUCCGCGCCAACGUCCCCCAAACCUUCACCGUGGACACCUCCAAGGCCGGGGUGGCCCCGCUGGACGUCAAGGUCCAGGGCCCCAAAGGCGUGGUGGAGCCGGUGGACGUGGCGGACAACGGGGACGGGACGCGGCGCGUGAGUUACGUCCCGUCCCGAGAGGGGCCCUACAGCAUCGCCGUGCGCUACGGGGACCACGAGGUGCCCCGCAGCCCCUUCAAGGUGAAGGCUCUGCCCACCCACGACGCCAGCAAGGUCCGGGCCAGCGGCCCCGGCCUCAACACCACGGGGGUCCCGGCCAGCCUGCCCGUGGAGUUCACCAUCGACGCCAAGGACGCCGGCGAGGGGCUGCUGGCCGUGCAGAUCACGGACCCCGAGGGGAAGCCCAAGAAGGCGUCGAUCCGGGACAACGAGGACGGGACGUACACGGUGUCGUACGUGCCCGACAUGACGGGCCGCUACACCAUCCUCAUCAAGUACGGCGGCGACGAGAUCCCCUACUCGCCAUACCGCAUCCGCGCCGUGCCCACCGGCGACGCCAGCAAGUGCACCGUCACCGGGGCCGGGGUGGGCCCCACGAUCCAGAUCGGGGAGCAGACGGUGAUCACGGUGGACGCCAAGGCGGCGGGCAAGGGCAAGGUGACGUGCUCCGUGUGCACCCCCGACGGCUCCGAGGUGGACGUGGACGUGGUGGAGAACCCCGACGGCACCUUCGACAUCUUCUACACCGCCCCCCAGCCCGGCAAGUACGUCAUCUGCGUGCGCUUCGGGGGAGAGCACAUCCCCAACAGCCCCUUCCAGGUCAUG
This is a messenger RNA of Myiozetetes cayanensis, 3429 nucleotides long. RefSeq names its product filamin-A-like. The record is from RefSeq and is a predicted model, not a curated record. Gene Ontology annotation, biological process: actin cytoskeleton organization. Gene Ontology annotation, molecular function: actin filament binding. Lineage: Eukaryota; Metazoa; Chordata; Aves; Passeriformes; Tyrannidae.